This is a messenger RNA of Phaedon cochleariae (mustard beetle), 2657 nucleotides long. Lineage: Eukaryota; Metazoa; Arthropoda; Insecta; Coleoptera; Chrysomelidae. The record is from the annotation of a GenBank genome assembly.
GUUAGUUUGGGAAGCAUGCGGUAGGGGUGCGAUCGUUUCGCGCUGCGCACGGAGAAAGUGAUCUCUGAUCCGUUCAGUAUCAGUUCACUUCUGUUUGCCGCGACCGCUUCCAACGCGUCCGCCUCACGUAUCGUGCCUAUGACUUGACUUUGACUGCCGGUAUGUUCACGGGAUAAGUAGAUGUAAAGUGGCUGCCUGUGACACCCUCAAUUUUUAACCUAUGACACCGCCACCUUCAAUGCCAUGCUAUUUAUUCCACGGACGUACAGAUGAUCUGUAAUGCCUAUCACUGCCUAACUUAGCUUAAGACAUUCCUGAGUCCUUUCUACACAAGCAUCACGUCGCUAAACGACACAUCACAACGAAAGUCUGAUAUAUAUACAUAGAAACUAAGCAGAAAUAUGACAAAGGACGAAGAGCAUUUUGAAAACCACAAGAUGUUGGAGAUAUCCGAUAAAUCCAGCAACAACAACGAACUGCCAGAAGAACAAACCAACCUGACGCAAGACCUAGACGUAGCGUUCCAUCAAAGAAUAGAGUGCAAUGGUAGCCUAGUAGACGAUGACAGUGACAUGGAGUGCGGAUUAGGACCAUGCGCACCCAACUGGAUGCAAAAAUUCGCUUCCAAGCAGGCUUUCCUGCUCGUCUUUUGCAUAGCCUGGGUGCUGCAAGGCAUGUACCACACGUACUUCGUCAGUGCAAUAACCACCAUAGAAAAGCUAUUCCAAAUACAAUCGAAGAUCACCGGCAUCAUAAUGAGUGCCACGGAAAUCGGCCAAAUCGGUUCCUCGCUCCUUCUCACUUACUACGGGGGCCAAGGCCACAGACCCAAGUGGAUAGCCUGGGGCAUGGUUCUGUUCGCUGUGUCCUCCUUCACUUGCUCCUUACCCCAUUUCAUUUACGGCAAACAACUGAUCAACGCUAACGACUUCACCGGUAUAACUAAAGAGCCGAAUGUGUGCAGGACUCCAGCAAACAUCACCGUGUUGUUCCAGAGCGGUUCGGAUUUUUCUCUUCCUGAAAAUUUCACUGCCGGUAUUUCUUACGAUGCUCAGCAGUGUGAGGAGAGGAAGGCUACGGGUAACACUGUGCAGCCUAGUUCGACCAACAUUGUGCUGUCCAUAUUUUUCGUCAGCUUAUUGGGGGUCGGGAUGGGCCAGACUGCUGUGUACACCUUGGGCAUACCCUAUAUCGAUGACAAUGUAGCCAGUAAAGAAUCUCCUCUGUAUUUCGCCAUUACCAUUGGAGUAAGGAUAUUGGGACCAGCUUUGGGCUUCAUAGUGGGCUCUUUGUGCACCAGUGUAUACGCUGAUCUGUCGGUGGAUCCGAAAAUCGAUUCUACUGAUCCCAGAUGGGUGGGAGCAUGGUGGCUUGGUUUGGUUCUGAUAUCCGGACUGCUGAUGUUGGCGUCUUUAGCAAUGUUCACGUUUCCUAAGAGGCUGCAAGGAUCCAAGCAGGCUACCAGAGUACAAAAUCCUGAUAAAAAACAUCCCAGCAUCAAAGAUUUUCCAAAAACUGUGAAACGGCUGUUGAAAAAUGAUAUUUUGAUGUUCAGAACAGCUAGUAGCGUCUUACAUAUUCUUCCCAUAGCUGGUUUGUAUACAUUCUUACCGAAAUAUCUGGAAACUCAGUUCAGGCUACCUACGCCUUCGGCUAACAUGAUAUCAGGAGUUGGCGGCAUUCUUGUGAUGGGAGUUGGAAUCAUAAUAAGCGGAAUAUUUAUUUUAAGAGUCAAGCCGAAUGCUAGAUUUGUUGCAGGAUGGAUUGCAUUCACGGCAGUUAUUUAUGCGAUAGGAAUGGGUAUUUUGAUGUUCAUAGGCUGCCCGACAGACGAUCUAGCGGGACUGAUGGAUAACAAGUUCGACAUGCAGCAGCUGACUUGCAACUCGACUUGCGAGUGCAGCACCGACCGACUGACCCCCAUCUGCGGCGAAGACGGCAUAACCUACCUCUCCCCUUGCCACGCGGGCUGCCAGAACUACACGAAAAAGGACGGCAAGAUCGUCGAGUACUCCGACUGCAUGUGCCUGAAGGCCCCCGGGGGCGAGCUGGGAAAGGCCAAGAUCGGGUACUGCAACCUCGAGUGCAACAACUUCAUCCUCUACAUCGUGCUCUUCUCGAUAUUCGUGUUCAUCCACUCGACGUCAGAGGUGGGUUCAAUGCUUCUCAUCCUGAGGUGCGUCGACCCCAGGGACAAGGCGAUGGCCCUGGGGCUGAUCCAGUUCGCCAUAGGGCUGUUCGGCAACGUGCCGUGCCCCAUCGUCUACGGGGCCGUAGUGGAUUCCGCGUGCCUCGUGUGGAAGAUGGCUUGCGGAGAGAAGGGCGCCUGCGGCCUCUACGAUUCCAACGUGUUCCGCAUGUUUUACCACGGUACUACAGGGGCCAUUCUAUUAUGCGCAUUUUUCGUUGACAUAUUAGUUUGGUACAAAGCAGGAAGUAUCAAUUUCGUCGACGAACAAGUGCCCUUCGAAGAAGAACUGCACACCAUUACGGGAAAAAUAAAAAACGAGCCAGAAUAGCAAAAAACUACGGUGGAUAUACCACCAAAAUAUUGAAGAAGGUAGAUGUCCAUAUCUGUGUUGUAUAUAAAUUUUUUGUAUUAGAUUUGUGUAUAUUCUGCAUUGUUAUGAAACGAAGGAUUUUCGCCGGAUGAACCU